AUGGCGCAAAACACGCGAAACGUCGCGAUGCAAUUUUCUUUAAAAAACAAUAUAAAGCGUUCAAACAUCAUCAUUAUCAUCACUUGUUCUUUCGUGAUCGUUUUUACUGCGUUUAAUCAUCUGUAUUUGUCCAUGGGGAGGUAUUGGAAUGUGCGCGUCCUUGAGAGACGAUUUUCCCUUUAA
Bathycoccus prasinos is the source of this 183-nucleotide messenger RNA. RefSeq lists its product with no specific name. The record is from RefSeq and is a predicted model, not a curated record. The transcript has a single exon. Bases 1 to 183 code for a protein of 60 amino acids. NCBI's taxonomy places the organism in Eukaryota, Viridiplantae, Chlorophyta, Mamiellophyceae, Mamiellales, Bathycoccaceae.